This is a messenger RNA of Raphanus sativus (radish), 569 nucleotides long. Its product is annotated as protein NIM1-INTERACTING 1. NCBI's taxonomy places the organism in Eukaryota, Viridiplantae, Streptophyta, Magnoliopsida, Brassicales, Brassicaceae. The record is from RefSeq and is a predicted model, not a curated record. Gene Ontology annotation, biological process: regulation of systemic acquired resistance. Bases 89 to 475 code for a protein of 128 amino acids. The transcript has a single exon.
GGUAUCAUCCCAUCCUCUCCACUCGCACAAUAAAAUGUUACUCACACAGAAACCCUAAAUCACACCCAUUCUUCUUCCCCCCCUUGGAAUGUCGAUAAGGAACAAAGAGACAGAAGAAGAAGAGAACAAGAGAAUCAACAACGAGAUCGAUGAACCAGAAGAAGAAGACGAAGACAAGAAGAUGGAGAUGUUCUUCAACCUCAUAAGAAACUACCAGGAGGCGAGGAAACGAAGACGACAAGAGCUAAUCGAAGAUUCAGGCGAAACUGUUCCUAAUCCGACCAAGAGAUCCGACAACGGAGAGAAACUCGGCAUUGCUCCUCCUGUGUUCCGCGCCGAGGAUUUCACUCACUGUAUAGACUUAAACUUAAAGCCAUCAAACUCAAUUAUCUCCACCGAAGAGGAGAAAGAAGAAGAAGAAACAGAGAAGGAGACAAGAGAAGAGAAUGUUUUAGAUCUUAAUCUCGCAUUGUAAUAAUAAUAACGAUUCUCUCUGUUUUUUUCCAUUUUUUUCGUUUGGUGAGGUUUUAAAUGGUUACAAUGCAAUAAUUAAUUAUAUAGUUAAGGGA